UCAUUUACCUAAUUCAUUAAAAAAAAGAAAAAAAUUAACAACCCCCACCUCACCUUUUGUUUCUUUCUUGUCCAUUUUCUCUAAAAUUCAUUUGCUUAUUAUUAUUAUUUUUCUCUCUCUAAUGGGUUAUUUUCCUCUUUUAAUUCUUUUCCACUAGAGCUGAAUUGAUAAUUUUGCUGAUUGAAAUGAAAGUUUGGGAUUUUGGUGAUAAUAAUUAAAGCAUUUGCAAAUUGGUGAUAAUCUUGAUUUAUUGGAUUAUAAUGGGUUAUUUGAAUUCAGUAUUGUCAUCAUCUUCUAAUCAAGUUCAUGCUGAUGAUGCACCUGUUAGUGGUGGUGGUUUAAGUCAGAAUGGAAAGUUCAGCUAUGGAUAUGCUAGCUCCCCGGGAAAAAGGUCCUCCAUGGAGGAUUUCUAUGAGACAAGAAUUGAUGGCGUAGAAGGAGAGAUAGUUGGUCUCUUUGGAGUUUUUGAUGGUCAUGGUGGUGCUCGGGCUGCAGAAUAUGUGAAACACAACCUUUUCAGUAACCUGAUAAGGCAUCCGAAAUUUAUCUCGGACACCAGAUCAGCCAUAGCUGAUGCAUACAGCCAUACAGACUCUGAGUUUCUGAAAUCAGAAAACAAUCAGCACAAAGAUGCUGGAUCAACUGCUUCCACAGCAAUCCUUGUGGGCGAUCGUCUACUGGUUGCAAAUGUUGGCGAUUCUAGAGCUGUUAUCUGCAGGGGUGGCACAGCUAUUGCUGUUUCUCGAGACCAUAAGCCUGACCAAACAGAUGAGCGACAGCGCAUUGAAGAUGCUGGAGGUUUUGUGAUGUGGGCCGGUACCUGGAGAGUUGGAGGUGUACUUGCUGUUUCUCGUGCUUUUGGCGACAGGCUUUUAAAGCAGUACGUUGUUGCUGAUCCAGAAAUACAGGAGGAAAAGGUUGAUGGCUCUCUUGAAUUUCUGAUCCUUGCAAGUGAUGGACUCUGGGAUGUUGUGACGAAUGAGGAAGCUGUCUCGAUGGUUAAGCCGAUCCAAGAUCCUGAGGAAGCAGCAAAGAGGCUGAUGCAAGAAGCAUAUCAAAGAGGAAGUGCGGAUAACAUCACCAUCGUGGUUGUCCGUUUUCUGAGUAACCAAGAGGGUUCCUCACGUGGUGUUGCGGCUUAAGAAGUACUUGCUUUCGAUUGCCACUUCUAACUUGUGGUAAUUAGAAGACAAGAAAACGCAUAGGACGUUACGUAAAUAUUGAAUAUAGAUAGACUUUCUGGGAUUAUGAUGCAAGGAAACCUUUAGAAUUGAACAUUGUGAAAGCUUUCUCUAACUUGUAACAAAUGUUCAAGAGUGAAUCCGGCCGGGUCAAUCCGAAAUUUGUUGCUGUUCUGUGUUCAAUUUAACAUCGCAUUUUCAGUCA
Lycium barbarum (goji berry) is the source of this 1386-nucleotide messenger RNA. RefSeq names its product probable protein phosphatase 2C 59. Gene Ontology annotation, cellular component: nucleus; cytosol. The record is from RefSeq and is a predicted model, not a curated record. Gene Ontology annotation, molecular function: cation binding; protein serine/threonine phosphatase activity. NCBI's taxonomy places the organism in Eukaryota, Viridiplantae, Streptophyta, Magnoliopsida, Solanales, Solanaceae. Gene Ontology annotation, biological process: protein dephosphorylation. The coding region runs from base 261 to 1142 and encodes 293 amino acids. The transcript is spliced from 9 exons.